Cladocopium goreaui is the source of this 2062-nucleotide messenger RNA. Lineage: Eukaryota; Dinophyceae; Suessiales; Symbiodiniaceae. The record is from the annotation of a GenBank genome assembly.
CUUGGCCGCCGAUCCCAGCGACCCCAGCGGGCCAUAGCGGGCCUUUCUUCGAGGUCUGGGAUUGGGAGACGCUUGGCACCACAUUGCUGGUGUUUAUCGGUCAAGGCCAUGGAGAACAUUAUCCAGAGACUUCUGGGAGGCAAACUUGCCAUGGACCUGCAAGACUUUGGUGUGCUAACCAAGCGAUCGGUGAGUAUGGGCAGCAGCCUGGACCAUGUGGACAAAGAUGUCUACUACUGGGAGCCCAAAUCGCUUCGAAUCAGGACCAUCAAUUGGGGCUACGUCUUUCUGGCGGAGUACUUGCCCUACACCUAUGGUCUUGCUAUGGCCACGGUGGGCAGCUUGAUGAUCUCGCAGCUGUACGUUUGGAGCCUGGAGGAUUUUCUACGGGCAUGGUACCUCUUGCGGGAGCCCUUGGUGAUGCAGGUAAUUGGCGCAUCUGCAUUGAUUCUUGCCUACCUGAGCGGGCACAAAUCCUCCGUCUACUGUUUGGAGAACUUGGUUUUCAAGCCGCCAGACCACUGGAAGGUGACAAGGCACGACAUCUUGAAGAUGUUGGAAGCGCAAAACUGCUUCACAGAGACCUCCAUGGAUUUCCAACGUCGGAUUUUGGAGAACUCGGGCACUGGCGAGUCCACUCAUUGGCCCCCAGGCAUCUUGGACUCCAGAGAUGGUCAAACAGAGGCCACCUGUGAUAUGGCAGCAGCAAGGGAAGAAGCCAAAGAGGUGCUGUUCUCGCUGGUGAGAGAUUUGCUGAGACGCACACAGGUGAAGCCGAAACAAAUCGAUUUUCUUAUUAUCAAUUGCUCCCUGUUCUGCCCUACUCCAUCGCUUUGCGCGCUCGUGUGCAAUGAGUUUGGUUUUCGCCAGGACGUACGAUCCUACAACCUCGGUGGCAUGGGUUGCUCUGCCAAUGUAAUUUCAGUUGAUUUGGCAAAGCAGCUUCUGGAAAAUCGACCUGGCUCCAGAGCUUUGGUGCUCUCCAUGGAGAACAUCACGCAGAACUUGUACAAAGGCAAUGAUAAGUCCAUGCUGCUGCAGAAUACUCUCUUUCGAUGUGGUGGAUGUGGGCUUCUUCUCUCUAGCAGACUUCUGGACUCGAUGAAAGCUAAGUACAAACUGCUGUACACUUUUCGUGCUCACCUCUCGGAUGAUAAUUCCUACAACUGUGUCUACCAGAAACAGGAUGAACGCGGAAAUAGUGGUGUUGCUCUAUCAAAGGACAUUGUGAAAGUCGCGGGCCGUGCUCUCCGCCAAAACUUCGUGCAGCUGGCUCCUCAUGUCUUGCCAGUGAGGGAGCAAGCCAAAGUGCUUUGCAACCACUUUUGGGGGAAGACGGUCUCUGUUGCGAAGCAGAGGGGAUGGCCGCUUGCAGAGGGUCUCACGGUGCCAGAGGGCUACACACCGAAUUUUGGCAAAGGUAUUGAUCACUUUUGCAUUCACGCAGGUGGUCGUGCUGUGAUCGAAGGAGUACAGAAGAAUCUGAAGCUGACAGACAGGCAGAUCAGGCCGUCAGUGCAGACUUUGCACGACUGGGGGAAUACAUCUUCCUCUUCUAUUUGGUACGAGACAGACUGGAUAGAACGAUUCGGCGACCUUCAGAGAGGGGAGCGGGUUCUCCAAAUUUCAUUCGGAAGUGGUUUCAAGUGCAAUUCGGCCGUUUGGGUCGCCUUGAGGGUGGAUCGCUCCAAAAUAGGACAACCUUUGGAAGCCUUCAGCCCUAAGGAGCAAGAGGUAUGCACCAGUGACAGCGGAGUCAUCAAUGAAGCACGUUCCUCUCUGGACAAUCCUUGGCCGUGUUGCUCAAAGGCAAGCCCAGCAACGAAAAGAGUGCAUAGUGACGACCUUCCAGCAGACGGUGCCAUUUGUAGCGAAUUUGCAGCUCUAGGUCUCAGGAAUCUCUCAGGAAUUUUGGGCGAAGUCGCACGCCAAGCCGCACAAACGGUGCGCGUUGUACCAUGGGGCAGUAUAGAUCCCCAUUAAUUGCAAGGAUCAUCAGUGAUCACGGUGAUCUGAACGCCAGCUGCUGUUUUUGGAGCCCUGCAUGAAAAAAAAAUCGAAA